Puntigrus tetrazona (Sumatra barb) is the source of this 5125-nucleotide messenger RNA. It is a transcript of the gene mcoln1a, whose product is annotated as mucolipin TRP cation channel 1a. NCBI's taxonomy places the organism in Eukaryota, Metazoa, Chordata, Actinopteri, Cypriniformes, Cyprinidae. The coding region runs from base 199 to 1941 and encodes 580 amino acids. The record is from RefSeq and is a predicted model, not a curated record. The transcript is spliced from 15 exons. Gene Ontology annotation, cellular component: plasma membrane; lysosomal membrane. Gene Ontology annotation, molecular function: NAADP-sensitive calcium-release channel activity.
GUCACGUGACCUCGGCGGAAGUCGCCUCUGCUGCUCGCGAGCGGACGCUUGUAAACAUGCGGUAACCGGAGAGGAUCCCUUCAGUGAACCGCAGUGGGCCAAAACAAGCCUGUUGAACAGACUCGGGUACCGCUGCGCUGGGAAUUAAACCGGGAUUUUAAUGCCGACAGCCUCUGCGCGUGAUUUUAAACCGCUGACAUGGCCGAGGUGGACGCGAAUAAAGUCGACCGUAUCUCCUCCGAAGAGGAUAGGCUACUGUUUCCGGUGAUAGGCUAUGGUUCGAGUGACUGCAGGGUUGAAUAUAACAACCCCAGGCCGUCUCCGGUAACAGGUGGCUGGAUAUGUGCUGACCAAGAAGAGGAAGCAUUGCGCAGGAAGUUAAAGUAUUUCUUUAUGAGUCCCUGCGAAAAGUACCAAGCCAAAGGCCGAAAACCUUUCAAACUGGUGUUGCAAAUACUGAAGAUUAUUAUAGUAACUGUACAGCUGGUACUUUUUGGCCUAAGCAACGAGAUGGCGGUGACGUUUAAAGAGGAAAACACAGCUUCUUUUAAACACCUCUUUCUCAAAGACUACGAUGAUUCAAAUGAUGUGCUUGCAGUUUACACACAGAGUGAUGUUUACGACCACAUGUUUUACACAAUAGAACAGUACCUGGCCUUGCCGGAGACGACAGUGGGCCGUUAUGCGUAUGUGUAUGAUGUCGGUGUGAAUGGAAGUGCGCUCUCUCUGUGUCAGCAGUAUUAUAAAAAAGGCAGGAUCGACCCAGCUAACGACACCUUCAACAUCGAUCCGCAUGUGGUCACAGACUGUGUUGGAGUGAACCCUUUGUCCACUCCCAUAGCAGGUCUGGGCCAUGAUUACAGGAACUUCACCCUCAAGUUUCACAAGCUCAUUAAUGUCACUAUACAGUUCCAGCUGAAAGCCAUAAAUCUUCAGACCAUCAUCCACAAUGAAAUUCCUGACUGUUACACGUUCUUCAUCACGAUUCUGCUGGAUAACAAAGCUCACAGCGGUAAAGUUAAGAUCAGUCUUGAUAACCAGGCCUCCAUUAAGGAAUGUAGAGACCCCAGUGUGUCUGGACACGCUGAUAGUUAUGCUCGAGUGUGGUUUGAUGUGGCCGUUAUAGUGGUUUGUAUUCUCUCUCUGGUCCUCUGCGGUCGCUCGAUCAUCCGAGGAAUCAUUCUUCAAAACGAGUUUGUGAAGUACUUUAAGAGCUCUCUGAAGCGUGAUGUCUGUUGGGGAGACAGAAUGGAGUUUAUCAACGGAUGGUAUAUUCUGCUCAUCAUUAGCGACUUGCUCACUAUCACAGGCUCCAUUAUCAAGAUCGGCAUUGAGCUGAAGAACCUCUCAUCCUACGAUGAGUGCGGGAUCCUCCUGGGCACCUCCACGUUAUUGGUUUGGGUCGGAGUUAUUCGCUACCUCACCUUUUUUCAGAAGUACAACAUUCUCAUUGUGACUUUACGAGCUGCUUUUCCUAAUGUGAUCCGUUUCUGUUGCUGUGUGGCGGUGAUCUACCUCGGUUAUUGCUUCUGCGGGUGGAUUGUGCUCGGACCCUACCAUGUUAAGUUCCGCUCUCUCUCGCUGGUGUCUGAGUGUCUUUUCUCUCUGAUCAAUGGAGAUGACAUGUUUGUGACCUUCAGUGGCAUGCAAGAGAGCAGCAUGCUCGUCUGGGUCUUCAGUCAGGUUUACCUCUACACGUUCAUCUCUCUGUUCAUUUACAUGGUGCUCUCUCUCUUUAUCGCUCUUAUCACUGGCGCUUAUGAGACCAUCAAGCAUCAAACUCAGGAGCCUGUCCAUAUCACUGAUCUGCAUGCGUUCAUCGCGGAGUGCACUGACACACCCAGCUCUGGAAAGUUCCGUGGCAUCGAGACCUCGCCGUGCUCUUUCUUCUGCUGCUGUGACAGAACCACCACAUAUGAGGACGUCCUCCUGGUCAACUAGUAAAGUCACGGGACUUGAUGCCUGAAGACUAAACUCUCUGUUGGUCACACUGUAGUACUGCAACAGGAAGGAAGCCGGUGGCGUGAUGAGAGGAAACCUCCAGACAAAAUACCCAAGAAGCCACGGUCGCUUCACCUCAGACCUUAUGUGAAUAAGAGCACACAUGAUUUUUUUUUUUUUUUACAAAAGAAUCGGUCCGGUCUGGGAUAACUGAAGUUUUACCUCAACCUGUUCAUAGUUUAACUUGAUUGUGGAGGUUGCUACCGCCUCUUAAUCUUUACUGAUAAAAACACUGGAAGGAUAUUAGAGCGAGAAGAAACUGCACACGUGCAGGCGGUAUGUACAGUAAUCAUUCCCACAUGUUUGUUCGGUGCACGUGCUGUGGUGUGCAAGUGGGUCAUCAGUCGCCAAUACUGAGACACGCAGCGGUCAGUGAUUCAUAUCUGUUUGUUCUGUUGGAUAGUUUUUAUGUCUUUGAGUAACGUCUGGUCGUGUUUAAUGUCUGGAGGAGACUGAAUUGGUAGGCCUAAGCAUUCUGCUGCAGCAAAAGAUGAGGAGACCAUGUGACUAAACAUCUUUAAAAAAACUGGCUCUUAUUCAGCAUUUAGAGCGGAAACAGCACUCCCUGGUGUCAUAAUAUCUCCAUUUACCCAUAACAACAGUACAUUCACACCCAGAAUGCCUCAGAAACUUAGCCUUAACACUUUCCUGGUGUGUGAGCUGGCUGUCAUUUGGAGUGUGAUACCUCACUGUUGAUGACUUUUUUUUUUUUUAAAGAGCUUUGACCAUAGUUUUAUUCCACACUGAAUCGAUUUGUUUUUAUAAAAACUGAAUCAAAUGCAUAAAUCUUAUUUUCUAAAUGAUAUUAGACCGCCUUAACCUUGAUGCUUUAGCAUUUUAUAGACUCUGACGGCCACCCUUCAUCGGCAUUGUUUUAAAUCCGAGGCCUUCAAGAACGCUGUUAUAAGAUUACCGCCGAGGUCACGGUGUUCUGUUACCAUGGCGACAUAUUAGAACAAUAGAACUCAUCAAAAAUGCCUGACAUGCAUAACUCACACUUCAGAGGACAAGCCUAAUUUUAUCUUCUCCAUUAUACUUGACCGAUAAGUGAAGGAAGAAUAAAUAUUUGAAAACUGGGGCCUGUGCAAGCCAUUAACUCGGUACAGAAUAAGUGGGACCAGGCAUGUUGUUAUGAUGUCAGCGGAUGGUGAUGAUUUUCCUAUUAAUAUUUCUAUGUUAUUUUAAUGUGGAAUUCUAUCAUGUUGUAAUGUGUUUUAUUUAUAUUGUUCUGUUUCAAGUGAACUUUAAGCGCACAAUCUGCAAACAAACCACACUUUCUAUUACUAACAUGUGAAGCUACACAGCGAUGUUGUUGAGAAAAGUCGCAUUACAUCACGUGUUGUCAGAUGUAUACCUGAAAUAUUUCAUUUUAGCCUGAUGAAUUGUCUUUUUAAUGUUUUGUAAUGGAAAACUUGUCCAAAUGCCUUGCUGACAUUGGUAGCACAAAUAGUAUGUUGAUAAAAUGAUGUAGAAUAAUCUACUGACCUUUCAGUAGCUAAGGAUUUUUCAUUUCUUGAAUUUUUUUUUUUUUUUGUGUUAUUUAUUUUUCCCCCUUUUUAUUUGUUUUAAACACUUGUAGACGUGUCAUUGCACAUUCUGUCCAAACUUGACUGGGUCAUAUUUUUUUAUGUUCACAUAUAUUUGUCCAAUACAAAGAUUUUCUAAAAUCUUUAUAAUGUAGACACUUUCCCUGAGUAAAUUAGAAAGCACUGCAUUGACCACCAAUCAUGUACAUAUUUUCUCACUAUACCGUAUGACCACUAGGUGGUACAAAUAGAGCAUUUUACCACAAAUCUGAGCACUUUUUGGAAUUAGUAGUGUCUGUGGCACCUAAGUUGCACUUGUAAAAUAUAAAAGUUGCCUAUUUAGCCGAUAUUUGUGUAUGUGUGAGAGAGAGGUUCGUAGGCAUGUUUGAAUAGCUGGUCUAAACCGGUGCGCUAACCAUUGCGCUAGCCAGUGCACAUUGUUUGGGCUGGCUAUCUGAAACCACAGAAAGAGAUUACACACGCUGUUCAAACAGAGCAGACCUCUUCAGAUGCUGAUCUCAGACCUGCAGCUAUUCUAGAAAGGCCUGCUUUCCUAUUCUCAAAGUCUGAAUAUGAGCCACACCCAGCCAUUCAAACAGGAAGAGAUUUCAUUUAACCACCUCAAAAAGCUCAUUGUGGUCCUACACAGACAGGUUUUACAGCACUGUAACGGGAUGAUCGUUUUUUCUGAGGCUUAAUUUUGAUUGAUUUCUUAAUUUAUCUUUUCCAGAACUACUACUUUUUAUGUCUAAUGUACUUAGAUGUUCACAAUAUUUCUGUUUUAAAUUAAAGGGUUUACUCCACCGCUAAAUGAACAAUUUGUCACUAGUCACUUACCACAGCGUCGUUCCAAAUCCUUAAAAGCUUUGUUCCUCCUCGGAACACAAUUUAGGAUAUUUUUGAUGAAAACCUGGAGUCUGGUGAAUAUAGCAUUGAUUUCCAGGUGAUGAACACCGUCAAGGUCUAGAAAAGUAUGAAAAACAGUCAGAAUACUCCUUCUGCCAUUAACCGUAUUGUUAUGUAGUGACGGGAACACUUUUUGAAGGCGAAUAAAAUAAAAAUAACAACAAUUUGUCUCCUCUGUGUCUCUUUUGAUCCACUGAUGGAAGAAAGACUCUUCUUGUGAUGUCUUUCAUACUUAGUGGACCUUGACAGUGUUCAUUACUUGGCAGUCACAAACCUCUCAGUUUUCAUCCAAAAUACUGUGACGAACAAAGCUUUUCGAGUUUGGAACGACAUGUUUCAACAUUUUUUUCACAAUAAGUUUUGGGGUGGAGCAACCCUUUAACCGUAUCAGGGUGAGGGUAGCAAAUGCCAGACUUUUGCACCUUAAAAUGAAAGAGGAUAAUUAAUAAUAGUGCUCUAUGAUUGGCUCGACCCAUAGAUUCAAAUUUGCUGAUUAAAGACAAAGCUGAUCUCAAAUAGUAGACAAAAGGAGCAAUGUAGUACAGAACAGAAUCACUUUACUUGUGAUGGGGUAGAGACUGGGCUAACAUUUCUUUUACAAGGUUUUCUAUGUUCUUCUGUAUGUAAACAAAAACCCAAGUGUUGCUUGUCCAUCAAUGACCCUUUCUUUAAUAGAAUGAUGUUUGCUGUCA